GUGGACAUUACAAGGACACUAGCCUCGCUCGGGCGAAACGAGGCCGUGCGCCACGCGCCCGCAUUGCAACGCUUCGUCUCGGUCGUCACGACAACGCCAGUGGACAGCGAACCAAACCCUGCAGUCCGCGCCAACAUUGUUCACAUCUACCAGCGGCUGCUUUGUGUCCCAAGCGUCUUUCGACAGCUUGUGUUUGGACACGGUGUCUUCUUGUCGCCAGACGACGUCGCCAACGAUGCAAAGCCCGUCUUCUUCUUCCUUGGCCAACAGCUCGCGAUGGACAAAAGCAUGAAGUACCGGGCCGUCUAUGCGAGUAUGGCUGCCAUGUUGCUGACCAACACGGCGUUCACCCUCGAAAUGCACUUUCUCGAACAGCAUACGGUCGCUUGUGACUGUCUCACCGACGCGCUCGACGGCUUGGACGGCCGGCCGCCUCUGGUUUGCGACCAGAAAGAGUUGGCGCAUCGAAUGCAGUGCCUCGAGCAGGGCAUGCCGUUUGGCGUUGACGCGCCGCUGUCACGCCACGUCGGCGUUCGCCUCGUUCACGAAGUAUUCCUCACCGUCUUGCACCUCUGGACGACAUGCGAGACGACGAUGAUGACUGAUGGCAAGUGCAUCUCGACGUUUCUCGUUCAACUAUUGCACUGGCUGCACGCGAGGCAUCCUGGAAGCGGACUUUUCGUAGCACCACCGAUGCUGCAGCGGUGCGUCGAUGUGAUCGACACGGUCACACCACGUGCAUUGCCGCUGCUGCUCGACUUGAUUGCGCAGCUCUUUCGCGUCGCACCGCUCUACAAGCAGACGUUUCUAGACAUGGCGCUAACAAGCGCACUCGUGCACUGCCUCACGCCGCACAGCCGCACGCACUUGGUGCCGGUUCUGCGCUUCCUCUGGGACCUCGCACGCAACGAUGCGAGCGUCGCGCUCGAUCUCGUCGACGACGCGACGCUGCUGCGGCAGAUUUUUGCAUUGCUUCAGCUCCCCAUCGUGCACAACCCAACUUUCAGUGCCUUGCGCUCAAGCGACCCAAGUGACGCGCAGCUCGAUGUCAUCAUUGCCGCGACGCAGGUGCUGUGCGUCGUCAACGUCGGCGACCCGGGCCGCACUCAUC
Molecule: messenger RNA, 1111 nt
Organism: Saprolegnia parasitica CBS 223.65
Lineage: Eukaryota; Oomycota; Saprolegniomycetes; Saprolegniales; Saprolegniaceae
Exons: 1
Source: RefSeq, a predicted model, not a curated record